AUGUCUGCCGCGCAACUCGACGAAACUGCUUCUCUCGCACAGGCGCACACUUUGUCGGACUCUCACCUAAAAGAUUGCAUUUCCAACAGUCCCAUCUCGUCUCCCACUGCUGCAUCGCUCUGCCGUGUGACGCAUCACCGCGAAGAGACCCCUGCCCCGCGACAGGCGACGCCGAGCUCGGCACCAUCACACAUUGAUGCCACGCCCGAUCCGAAGCCCGUAUACCUAACCAGAGUUCCGUACUGCAAGUCACCGCGAGCUCGCCCUGACGAAACGUCCAAGUACGAAAGGAAGCCACGGCGCAAGACGCGGCCUGAUCGUUACGACACCAGCCAGCAACAUCAGAAGACGAUAAACCUGUCUCGGCACGAGCGGCGCCAACGCAAGAGGGAGAAUCUUCGCUCGCGAAAGGAAAUUAUGACCAACUUUUAUUCUUCCGCCGUAGAAAAUAGGCAUGUCCUGAUGAAACCAGCCUUGGCGACUGGGGCCUUUGUAAAUGGUCGAGGCUCUGUUUCAACUCCACUGACUGACUUGACUUUCAACGAGUUGACAUUUCCAAUAAUCCAAAGGUCGGUACCUCGAGCGGCGUCGCCACAACCUCCCAACGGCGCUCGAAAACGCCCUAGCGAGCUUGAAACCAAAUCUCUAGACCAGAUUGAUAAACAUUCAAAGCGGCCUCUUGUUACUGAAGACUGUCCAGAUACCCCUACGCCACCCCCAAGACGAAGCCAUGGGGAGCGGCCAACACAAAUGCAGCUGCCGCAUGCCGAAACCGACCGUAACACAACGCCAAAGGAGGAUAUUUAUCCCAGAAAUACAACACCUCGGCCUAUAAUCAGAUACGUAGACAGCGGUGUUGAUGCAAUGAGCUCGGCCGGGGAUCUUGGGCCCGGCGACGUGACAGACGCCCGCCAUGUACAGCGCCCAUAUGCCGGACAUGGGAGCAAUGAGCAAGCAAAUUUCUUACUCGGCCAGUGGCAUUUACCCCCGCACAGGCCUCGACCCAAGCUUGACCUGGGCAGAACAUGUCCCGCUAGAUUACCUGAGUCAGCGCGUUGA
Messenger RNA from Cordyceps militaris CM01, 1059 nucleotides. RefSeq lists its product as uncharacterized. The transcript is spliced from 4 exons. The record is from RefSeq and is a predicted model, not a curated record. Bases 1 to 1059 code for a protein of 352 amino acids. Lineage: Eukaryota; Fungi; Ascomycota; Sordariomycetes; Hypocreales; Cordycipitaceae.